UUCACCUGUAUAGGAAAGAAAAGGAAAACCUGUCACUUGAAACAAUAUAUGAUCUAAACUAGUUUUCUUGUACCAACGCUAUACACCUGACGUUCCUGCACCUGGUAGAGGGACAGAGGUGAACGGGUGUGGGACCUUCUGAUGGAGACCACAAAUAUAGAUCGGAAGACUUAAAAUAAGAAUUCUGACUAAGAACAAAAACUCUUCUGCCUUAAAGGACGCUUUUCUACCACCAGGCAGGGGUACCAUCUAAUGCAGAACAUCUACAUGUGGCGAAGAACAUCAUCUAGUCAGAGAUAGACGGAGUGACUUCACAACAGCACAACCUACUUCCUGGUUAUCAACACCAGCAUUAACAUGUCAACCCCCCCCAGCUCAUUCCAGCAGGAGCCCCUAACCCCCCCUAGACAAUCACAUGCCUCUCUGAAGCCCAACCAGGUGGGUCAGGUGGUUCUUUACGGGGUACCAAUCGUGUCCUUGGUGAUAGAUCUACAAGAGCGGCUGUGUCUGGCCCAGAUCUCCAACACCCUGCUAAAAAACUACAGCUACAACGAGAUCCACAAUCGCCGUGUGGCGCUGGGCAUCACCUGUGUUCAGUGCACUCCUGUUCAGCUGGAGAUUCUUCGGCGUGCGGGCGCCAUGCCCAUCUCAUCCCGGCGCUGCGGCAUGAUUACCAAGCGAGAGGCGGAGAGGCUGUGUAAGUCCUUCCUUGGAGAGAACAACCCGCCCAAACUGCCUGACAACUUUGCCUUCGAUGUGUCCCAUGAGUGUGCCUGGGGUAGUCGUGGUAACUUCAUUCCGGCACGUUACAACAGCAGCAGAGCUAAGUGCAUCAAGUGUUCCUACUGCAACAUGUACUUCUCCCCAAACAAGUUCAUCUUCCAUUCCCACCGCACCCCGGACGCCAAGUACACCCAGCCAGACGCGGCUAACUUCAACUCCUGGAGAAGACACCUAAAGCUGUCAGAUAAGACCCCCCCUGAUGACCUGGCCUUUGCCUGGGAGGACGUGAAGGCCAUGUUUAAUGGUGGCAGCAGGAAGCGGGCACUGCCCUCAACACACUGCUCCCCCAUGGGACCUGGGAAAGAUUCCGGUCUGCCACACAUGAUGACCCCUGACCUGGGCCAGAAGAGGAGUCGCUAUGAGGAGGAGGAGGACCUGGAUGGAAAUAGCCUGUCUCCCCGUAAGAACGCUCGAAGUUACCCAGUUAUCCCUGUGCCUAGUAAAGGGUUUGGUAUGCUGCAGAAGUUCCCUCCAACAUCACUGUUCCCCAGCCCCUACUCCUUCCCUGCAUUCAGCCUCUGCCAGCAGAAGAAAGAUGACAGUGAGACGGCUGGAGGACCGAAGAAUGGUGGUCUGUCAGGUCUGCUUUGGCCUGGUCGUAAAGACACCUUCUACCCUCCCUUCUGCAUGUUUUGGCCCCCUAGGGCCGCUGGAGGCCUCCCGGUGCCAACCUACCUGCAACCACAGCCUUCUGUCAACGCUCUGUCCUCAUUGACUGAGAGCCCCUCCCUCAGACAGGCUUUCCUUGAUCUAUCGGAACCCGCUGAACCAGGGUCGGGGCCAGGCAUUGGGGCUACACCCAGAUCAGGACUGUUUGACCCCGACUCCUCCACCCUGAGCUCUGAUCGACGCCCCGUGACCUCUGAAGGCUGGCUGAAGUUGUUGGACGCUCCCUCUCUUCAGGCCAGGAAGGCAUCUUACCACUCUGCCUUCCGACCCGUUGUCAAAGACUUAGAGAGCAUCGCCAAGCUCCAUGGCAACCUGGAUGAUUUCGGGUCAGAACGCCACCUAUCUCCUGCCACCAGCUGCAGCUACGCCUCCGAGAGUGGGGAGGGGGAGGUGGGAGAGAGUGAGGAUGAAGGGGAGGUGGAUGUAGAAACAAAGCAGGAUGAGGAGGACAGCUUCAACAGUCCCACGGCACAGACACACAACCUGCACCUCCGCGGUCUGAGAGAAGGAUCCAGACCCAGGGACAGGGGAGGGAAAGAGGUUCUCGCUUUCCCCUGCAGUCCUGCUGAUCACAGCUCCGACCAGAACCACAGCAGCUUGGUUGUCUCCCCACCUGCUCCUCCUGCCAGCAUGUCUCUCCCCAGUCCUACAAACACCCCACUGCCACUGGAGGAACAGGCCUACAAAAAUACUCAUAAAAGCAGAGACGAUGGACUCCCUGUUUACGCAACCAAAGAUAACUCCAACUUAACUGAUGAAAACAAAGAAGCCAGCAGCUUUGUCUCAGAGACUGAUUCGUUUGGCACAGAGUACUGGAGAGAGACGUUAGGUGAUCAGACUCAAGAUGUAACUUCCCCAGUGUCACUAAAGAAGGAUGUCGAAAACAUGGAGAAGGAGGAGCUCCAGAAGGUUCUGUUGGAACAGAUUGAUCUACGGAGACGACUUGAACAGGAAUUCAACGCUCUGAAGGGCAACUCCUCCUUUCCUGUGUUCCAUAAUUUCCAGGACCAGAUGAAAAGAGAGCUGGCAUACAGAGAGGAGAUGGUGCAGCAACUACAGAUGAUUCCAUAUGCAAACAUCAUCAGAAAAGAAAAGAUUGCAUCGCAUCUCAACAAGAGCUAAAUUGGAAUGUGGAAGCUUCUCCUGUAACAUCUGAAAAACAACCUGAGUUUCUAUGAACCUUAGGAAUAAAACCAUAACAGAAUCUGAAAUGGAGGAUUAAUACAAUCUGAAAUGGACAGCUACAAAAAAGGACAAAAAAAAGGACAUUUUAGUAAAAGUGUUUAACAAUACAACAUUAUGACCUCGUCCCCAAACCUGCAUCAUAUCUGUCAUGGAGAAUCAUAGGGCAGAAAUACAGACUGUGGGCAGAAAUCCAUUAAACUGACCCAAAGUCCAAACUGAGAACAGUGUCCAAAUGUACUUCAUUGAUAGUACUGUAGCCACAGUCCAUCCACCUGUAAAUAUACUCUGUGAAUACAUACUGACCCAUCAGCACUGGGAGAGAUCUACUGGCAAUGCAAUAUGUUUCAGCUGUACAUUACUUACUGUACUUGAACAGUGAACCAGGCACCUGUUUCUUUCACUCAGUCUGACUACUGUACAUUAUUAGGGUACUGACAUGUCACAAGGGAACAUUAAAACAGACUCAAAUUUUUCCUUGUUACAAAGAUAUAAUAAUUGAAUUGUCAUUAAUACAAAAUCAAUAAUGUUAUUACAAGUUGUUAAUUAAAAUGUAUUUAAAUAUGUUCUUGUAGUUUCUCUACUAUUU
This is a messenger RNA of Esox lucius (northern pike), 3223 nucleotides long. RefSeq names its product SKI family transcriptional corepressor 2 (gene skor2). Gene Ontology annotation, cellular component: nucleus; transcription regulator complex. Gene Ontology annotation, molecular function: RNA polymerase II cis-regulatory region sequence-specific DNA binding; DNA-binding transcription factor activity, RNA polymerase II-specific; SMAD binding. The record is from RefSeq and is a predicted model, not a curated record. NCBI's taxonomy places the organism in Eukaryota, Metazoa, Chordata, Actinopteri, Esociformes, Esocidae. The transcript has 9 exons. Gene Ontology annotation, biological process: negative regulation of BMP signaling pathway; negative regulation of transcription by RNA polymerase II. The coding region runs from base 358 to 2574 and encodes 738 amino acids.